Molecule: messenger RNA, 927 nt
Organism: Staurois parvus
Lineage: Eukaryota; Metazoa; Chordata; Amphibia; Anura; Ranidae
Source: the annotation of a GenBank genome assembly
AUGAAUUCCACUAACCAGCACAAAGUCCUAGAGUUCACUCUGUUGGGAUUGGCCAGUUUCCCCAAGCUCAGCAUAGCCCUAUUUCUUCUCCUUCUCGUUAUCUACAUUCUUAUAUUGCUUGCAAACCUGUUGAUCAUAGUGGCAGUCCAUUUUGAAGUACGUCUCCAUUCAGCCAUGUACUAUUUUCUAAGCAGGUUAUCCCUUGUAGACUUGUGCUAUGCUACAGUGACCAUCCCCAAAAUUUUAGCUGACUUCCUUUCCAAAACCAACAUAAUCUCCUCUAAUUCCUGCAUCACCCAGCUGUUCUUCCUGCAUUUCUUUGCAGGAACAGAGUGCAUUCUCCUAACUGUCAUGGCCUAUGACCGCUACAUCGCUAUCUGCCACCCCCUACGCUAUUCCAGUAUUAUGAACAAGACUGUCUGUCAUUGGCUUGAGUUUGUUUGUUGGGCUUCCAGUUUUUUACAUUCCAUAAUUCAGAUCAUCAUGACAUGUCAACUAAAGUUUUGUGGACCAAACCAAAUAGACCAUUUCUUCUGUGACAUCCACCCUUUGUCCGUGCUGGCCUGUUCAGAUAUUGUCAUCAUUGAAAUAGUAUUUGUGGCCAACAGUGGGCUGAUUUCUGUAAUAUGCUUCCUUGUGUUACUUAUGUCUUAUAUGGGCAUCAUUAACACCAUACUUAAAGCCCGAUCUGAAGAGGGCCUAGGAAAAGCCUUUUCGACUUGUGCCUCACACCUCACUGUUGUCACCCUUUUCUUUGGACCUUGUGUCUUCAUAUAUUUAAGACCCUCUGUGUCAUAUGCAGUAGAUAAAAUGGUGUCAAUAUUCUAUACAAUGGUAACACCCCUACUGAACCCAAUUAUUUACACGUUAAGAAAUAAAGAGGUAAAGACUGCCAUCAAAUCAAUUUUGGCCAAGAAGUUACUAUGA